UUUGAGUCUCAUUGUCAACGUUUGGUGGGCGGUCUCCGGUUUUUAUUUUCUAUCCUGUAAAUAAUAUAUAGGAAGUAUCAUACAAUAUUAGUGCAAAUUAAAUAUUGGUCAUUAUUAGCGUUAAAGCAAUUUAAUUUAAUUUUUUAAUAUUCAAAUAAUAUAUUUGUCCGCGUUCGAUAUAUAUAUAUUAUAUUUAUAACUUUUAACCUAACCUUCAUUUAUUGUUAAUAAAUUUUUUACAUUUCCCUCUAUUGUUGCUUUGUUCUUUUUUAUAUGAAAAUAUAUUAGAAAAAAUUUUAAAUAACCUUCUCCGUAUAUUCUUUGUUUCGUGCGAUUGAUAAAAGUAGAAAAUAUUAUUGUGCAUAUCAAAUCUAAUAAAAUAUCAAUAUUUUUUGUUGAAUUAUUAAGUGCAGUUCAAUCAUGUUUGGAAAAAGCAUUUUUCUUUUUGCAUUAACAUUAAUUUAUUGUGGAUUUGCUCACGAAGAAGAUGUACAUACUAUUCAGUACAAUGAGGAAACAUUUAAAGAUGCUAUUAGCAAGAAAAAUCACUUUAUCAUGUUUUUCGCUCCUUGGUGCGGUCACUGCCAAAGACUUUCUCCUAUUUGGGGUCAACUUGCUGAAAUGUUGAAUGAAGAUGACGAUAGUCGAGUUCGCAUUGGAAAAGUCGAUUGUACAACUGACAAUGUAGUUUGUUCGAAACACGAUGUGACUGGAUAUCCCACGCUCAAAUUUUUCAAGGCUGGCGAAUCACAGGGUACAAAAUUCCGUGGAACUCGCGACUUACCUUCAUUAACUUCAUUCAUCAAUGAACAAUUAGGCAGCAUUCCUUCAGAAGAUGAAAAAAGUGAAGAAGAAGAAGUGGUGCCAUCAAUUCCAGAGCCUGUGAAUGGAUUGAUUGAAUUAACAGAGGACACUUUUGAUAAACAUGUGUCGACUGGUAAUCAUUUUGUGAAAUUCUAUGCGCCUUGGUGUGGACAUUGUCAAAAUUUGGCGCCCACAUGGGACGACCUUGCCAAUAGUUUAAGUUAUGAAAAAUCGGUAAGCAUUGCCAAAGUUGAUUGUACUCAAUUUCGUGGAAUUUGCGGUCAAUUUGACAUCAAGGGAUAUCCUACAUUGCUUUGGAUUGAGGAUGGAAAGAAGAAAGACAAAUAUACAGGAAAAAGAACUGCUGAAAAUUUGAAAGAAUACGUUUCGACAAUGCUUGGCAAGAGUGCAGAAGGAGAUGAAAGUGAAGAAGAUAAUGCUGACGGAUUAAUUCCAUCGGUGUCAAUUUUAAAUAGUGAAACAUUCAAUCAUGGCGUUGAGAAGGGUAUUUCGUUUGUUAAAUUUUUUGCACCAUGGUGUGGUCAUUGUAAACGAUUGGCGCCAACAUGGGAAGAUUUGGGCAAGAAAUUCUCCAGCAAAGAUGAUAUAAAUAUUGCAAAAGUUGAUUGCACAAUGGAAACAAGUAAAUCACUUUGCAACGAUCAAGAGGUCGACAGUUUUCCAACUUUAAUAUUGUAUAGAGAUGGAAAGAAAAUUUCCGAAUACAAUGGAUCACGUAGCUUAGAUGAUCUUUAUGAAUUUGUCAUGAAUCAUUUAAAACAACACGAUGAACUGUGAUUCCUUGCAAUCGUUACUUUAACGAAUAUUAAUAUUUUAUUAUAUUGUACAAAGUCAUUUACAAUAGUCAGUAUUUCAUUUUUAUUGUCAAUUUUUUUUUCAUUUAUUACCGGUGAUAAAUGAAAUUUUUUUUUUUUUAUUUCCUUUCUAAUCGUAAUAUGACAGUGUAAUGAAAUAUAAUACAUUACUAAAAAAAAAAAAAUUAACCUUCAUAAAAAAUUUGUUACCGACUUUUGAAACGAUUUUCUUCAUUAUAAUAUAUAAGUUUGUGCAAGAGUGAAAAAAAAUAGUUUCCGACGUUUGUUAAAUAGUUUUUUUUUUUUUUUUUUUUUAAUGAAUAAACAAAAACAAAGGAAAAGAAAAUAGUUUUUAACGUUUUAAAUAGGUUUUUAUCGCUAUGACAAGAGAGACUUGAAUUUAUUCGAAGAAUGCGUCGAGUAAAUUUAUAAUAGAAUUUUUUUAAGUGAUUUUUUCCUUCGUGUACUUAGAAUUGUAUAUUUACAGUGAGAAAGAGUUUUUAAUUUCCGUUUAGCGAUAUGUUAGAAUAUUUAUUAAAACACAGUUUUUUGAAAAAAAAAAAAAAA
Leptopilina boulardi is the source of this 2186-nucleotide messenger RNA. It is a transcript of the gene prtp, whose product is annotated as thioredoxin domain-containing protein 5 homolog. Gene Ontology annotation, cellular component: endoplasmic reticulum. Gene Ontology annotation, molecular function: protein disulfide isomerase activity. The transcript has 5 exons. Gene Ontology annotation, biological process: protein folding. NCBI's taxonomy places the organism in Eukaryota, Metazoa, Arthropoda, Insecta, Hymenoptera, Figitidae. The record is from RefSeq and is a predicted model, not a curated record. Bases 421 to 1602 code for a protein of 393 amino acids.